Molecule: messenger RNA, 456 nt
Organism: Penicillium robsamsonii
Lineage: Eukaryota; Fungi; Ascomycota; Eurotiomycetes; Eurotiales; Aspergillaceae
Product: hydrophobin family protein
Exons: 3
Coding region: 1-456 (151 amino acids)
Cellular component (GO): fungal-type cell wall
Molecular function (GO): structural constituent of cell wall
Source: RefSeq, a predicted model, not a curated record
AUGAAGAUAUUCGCCACCGUCCUUGUCUUCGCUGCCUCUGCUAUGGCCAUGUCUCAUUCCAGUGACGGUGUUGGUGGCGGCAACGCCGAGAUCAGGUUCCCCGUCGACCACGAGACCACCGUCCAGCAGGCCGAGGCCAAGUGUGGCAAUGACGCCAGUCUCUCCUGCUGCAACAAGGUUACCUACACCCACGACAUCACCACUGCCAACACUGGUCCCCUGCCUGGUGUUAUACAGACUGCUCUGGGUGGUGGUCCCGGCGGUGACGGUCUCGGUCUCUUCAGUCAGUGCAAAGACGUCACCGCCAAGAUCCCUGUCCUGAACAUCGUCGGCGGCGGUGUCGACCAGCUGGUUGAUCAGAAGUGCAAGCAGAACAUUGCCUGCUGCCAGCCCUCCCAGGACGAUGUCAGCAAUAUUGGUGUCGCCGUCCCCUGCGUUGCUCUCGGCUCUCUGUAA